CACACACUGAACUUGUAGUUCUCGCUCCCAUCAGCUCACUUGUCCCCGUUCCACCUUUUCCGUUGCAUAUUUGUACUGGCUCGUAGGAUUGCCCGUAUCUUUGUUUUGCAGAGUUGUGGUUCUCCGCAACUAGUGUCUGGAUGUGCAGUUGAUUACCUCAGCUUCCGACUUAGACUGUCGGAUGUAAUAGGAUGCAGAUUGUGGGUUCAAUUGCUUUCAUCUCCUCGUCGAAGUGAUCUAGGGUUUUGAUAAACGAUGCGGGAAAGUUUGCAAAUGCUCAUUAUCUUGGGGACAAUUGUGCAAGGGUUCAACCUGAGUUAGAGAAUACGGAUUUGUGCGUCCAGAUUUGUGAUGUUUAGAAACGAGGAGCAUGAGGUUGUCACCGCUUAAGUAGCAUAAAUGAGAAUUUGUAUUUCAGGAAAGUUAGGGUAUUGUAAUGAGAACCCAGUCAUCGUGGUUUACGAUUUGUAGUUUGAGUAGGGUUUCGAGGAGUGUAAAUUUAGCUUUCUGAUUCCACCCGAGUCCGAGUAGGUAUUAGAGAGGCCUACUAAUUUGGUGCUUUAUUGCGCUGGCUCUUCUGCUGUAUUUGCUUACGUCUCGUCGAUACUUGGUCACAGCAGGUUGCAGAACUUUUUAGCAGUUAAGUCUUGAAAACAGCAAGAUGCCGGCCACGGCAGGCCGAGUGCGCAUGCCCGCAAACAAUCGGGUGCAUUCGAGUGCCGCCCUUCAGACUCAUGGUAUCUGGCAGAGCGCUAUUGGGUAUGACCCUUAUGCACCGGAUAAAGUGCAGCGUCAAGAUGACCGAAGCGUACCAGAUCCAGCUGCUGGAGGGGGUGCAAGUGCUGCUGAUGAGCAAAAUGCAUAUGAUUCGUUUCAAGGUCUCCUUGCGUUGGCUCGUUUGACGGGUUCAAAUGCAGAUGAAGCACGGGGCUCCUGCCAAAAGUGUGGAAGAGUGGGUCACUUGACGUUCCAAUGCAGAAAUUUUCUUACUGCUAAAGAAGAAGCCGCCGCUGCUGCAGUAUCAGCCCUAGAGAGAGAACGAAACAGUGCGAAGUUUGAAGGCGCUGGGAACUUGCUUGCGGAAUCGUCGUCCUCAGAGGAGUCCGAGAUUUCUGAUAGUGACGAGGACUCUGAGAUGGAACGAGCUUUGGCAAAAUUGGGAAGAAGUAAGAAAGGAUCAUCCUCUGUACCUGAUCGGAAACUAUCAGAAUCGAAACAUUCGAAAUCUUCAUCAAGGAAGUCAAAAAAGAAAAGACAUGUCUCCUCUUCUGAAUUCAGUGAUGAGAGCUCGGACGGCUCUCGGGACAGGAAACGACACCGUAAGCACAGGCAUUCGUCAAAGAAAAAGAGUUCCAGUAGGCGACACAGGUCAAGGCGUACUAAGGAUGACUCUGAUACCGAUCCCAGCAGUGAUGUAGAACCCGAAUCUCGCCACAGACAUAGCAAGGGUCGACACCUCAAGGAUCGCAAAGAUAGGAGGUCAGAGAAGAAAAGAGAUGCUGAUUACAGUGAUCAUGAUGACAGGAAGAAAAGGAAAGUUGAGAAGAGCAGGGAUGUUGAGGAGGGUGAAAUUGAAGACCAACGAGAAAGAGUAGCGAAGAGACGACAUGACGUAGAGAGUGAUAUUGAAGAUCGGAGAGGAAAAAGAUCCGAGAAGAGGAGACAUGAUGUGGACAGUGACCUUGAAGAUCAGAGAGAAAAAAGACCCGAGAAGAGGGGACAUGAUGUGGACAGUGACCUUGAUGAUCGGAGAGAAAUAAGAUCCGAGAAGAGAAGACAUGAUGUGGACAGUGACCUUGAUGAUCGGAGAGAAAUAAGAUCCGAGAAGAGAAGACAUGAAGUGGACAAUGACCUUGAAGAUCAGAGAGAUAAAAGAUCCGAGAAGAGAAGGGACGUUGAGAACAGUGAUUUCGAAGAUCUAAGGGACAAGAGAGUCGAGAGUACAAUGUCACGGAUGGAAGACAGUGAAGAUGGUGAUGAAAGGCAUCGUAGGAAGGAUCGGGACGAGAGGAGGUCACGUAGAGGAGGGAGUCGUGAUCGUAGGCACAAAGAGCGCAGAGAAUAUCGCUGAGAAGAGCGAUUCAAGAGCAGAGCCGAGAGGGAGUACGACAACGAAGUAGUAGAUUGAGCUUAUGUGUUUUGAUUUGGACAGUGCUAUGAACUAUGAAUUAACGACAUUGUAAGGUUAGCAGAGGUUUUUCAACUGGGUUUUCCUAACAUUCGUUCAACUCCGAGCUCGCGUGUAUUCUGAAAUGAUAUGCAUUUGAAUUCGCUGAGGCUUUGGUUUUGAAA
Messenger RNA from Physcomitrium patens, 2292 nucleotides. RefSeq lists its product as uncharacterized. Gene Ontology annotation, molecular function: zinc ion binding; nucleic acid binding. Lineage: Eukaryota; Viridiplantae; Streptophyta; Bryopsida; Funariales; Funariaceae. The record is from RefSeq and is a predicted model, not a curated record.